AUGGAAACGAAAUUGGACGCUGUGACAUUGCGCGCCUGGGAACAAGAAGGUAAUGUAGAAUCGCGAACAUUGAAUAAUUUUGUUGAUUAUUUGCAGAAACGUUGUCUAAUGCUCGAGCGUCUAGAAGCGAGAGCGAAAGAAGGAAGUAGUCAUGUUGUUGAUGGGUCUGACAAGCAGCGAGCAAAAAAUCGAAGCCCAAAAUCAAGCCAAGGCGACAAAUCCACGUCGUUGGCAAUAUCGUCCGAAAAUGGAAAGUGUUUUCUAUGCGAUGGAGAACACUUCAUCUAUUAUUGCAAAGAUUUCAUCGCCAUGUCAGUCGAUGAUCGUAUCAAAGAGGUUCGUCGAUUGAAACUGUGUUUCAAUUGUUUGCGCAAUGACCACUACGUCAAGUCAUGCAAAAUGGGAUCUUGUCAUGAGUGUUCAGGCAGACCCAACACGUUGUGCCACCUGCCAACCAAGUCGAAGGAGGACAGCAAGGAAGCUGAGCCAAUCAGUACUCAUAGCCAGAGUGCCUGCCAGAUAGCAGUACAUUUGUCGGCGAACGCGCCAGUGAAACGUCGCGUAAUAGUGGCGACAGCUAGAAUGCAUGCGAUUCAUCCAAAUGGUUCUAGUGUCCCGUGUCGUGUAUUGAUAACGAAAGACUUGCCAUCUGUUGAAAUACCUCGCGAAGCGUUGCAAGUUCCGUCGAAUUUAAAGUUAGCAGAUCGCGAAUUUGAUAAACCCGGUACUGUUGAUAUCUUGCUAGGAGCCGAAUACUUUUACGAAUUGUUAGAAACGGGAAAAAUAGAGCUUGGCGCUGAUCGCCCGGUCGUACAGAACACGAAGCUUGGGUGGAUCGUUGCCGGACCUCUUGCAUUAUCAGCGAAUUCGGUUGCCACAGUCACUAAUAAGGUCGCGUCACUUUGCUUUGAACAAGGCGGUCCAGAAACGGCCACAAUCCGGUCCGAAACUGAGCGACGAUGCGAGGAAUUAUUCUAUAAAACUACUAAGCGCGAUGAUAGCGGUCGAUUCAUAGUCCGUCUGCCGAUUGUCGAAGGCACGAAACCGUUAGGCGAGUCAAGAGAUAUCGCCGAGAAGCGAUUGAAGCAAAUGGAACGUAGAUUCAGGAGUAACGUUUCAUUACACGAACAGUAUGCAAAUUUCAUGCGCGAAUACGAAGAGCUAGGUCAUAUGUCGCGAGUUGUCGAUGAAGAACGUUAA
This is a messenger RNA of Cyphomyrmex costatus, 1200 nucleotides long. RefSeq lists its product as uncharacterized. The coding region runs from base 1 to 1200 and encodes 399 amino acids. Lineage: Eukaryota; Metazoa; Arthropoda; Insecta; Hymenoptera; Formicidae. The record is from RefSeq and is a predicted model, not a curated record. The transcript is spliced from 3 exons.